Periconia digitata is the source of this 4230-nucleotide messenger RNA. Lineage: Eukaryota; Fungi; Ascomycota; Dothideomycetes; Pleosporales; Periconiaceae. The record is from the annotation of a GenBank genome assembly.
AAUUUGAAGUCGUCGCGUCGCCCGACUGCAGCGUUCUGUGUACAUUCUACUAGCCUACGUCAAUGGAGAAUGAGGGCUGCUCUGCUUGCUUCUCUGCGCCCAUGCAUUCCGAGCCUCGGUCGCCCGCUCUUUCAAAACCCGACCGUGUGCCUACUUUUACGCCGCCAAUUCCAUCAUAAUGGCCCUAGACUUUCGAUGAAACUGAAAAAUGGAAGAGGCGGAGCUGCUAAGCAAAGUAAAAACACCCAGAAGACACGGCAUCGGCAUGGGGCAUUUGUGCAUGUUUCUACAGUUGGUAACAAGCCGGUGCAAGGAAAGAAGCACUCGCAUAAGGGCAAAACAAAAUCUAGUGCUCAAGCACGAUCACCGAUUGCAAACGGGCCUAUAAUCACAAAAGAUUAUAUUGAGAAGGAUAUCGGUCUUCCUGUUCAGGGCGAAUACCCUAAUGCACCGGAGGAACUCCUGAAUAUGAUCGAACUUGACACACGUGUUCUAAAACAAACAUCUUUGAAGAAACUGUUCAAAUCGCAAUUACAGGUGGGCGAAAUCAGAGUGACGGAGAACAAAGGCAAUCGCGAAAAUCCACUUCGCACCCAGCUCUCGACAAGAACCUAUGAUGAUAAACGCAUCGUUGUCUACGGCGAUGGAAAGACUGAACGCGAAUCUUGGUAUCACUGCUUCUUACACCUCAUUGCUCGGUUGCACAAAGAACAUUACCUGAUGGACUUCUACAAACCUACAAUACCGUGUCUGAACCGUGCACUGCAAUCGGACCCAAAAGUCGCUGUUUUCGAGUACGCCGCUCGCUUCUUGUUGGUUCCGACCAUUACCUCAAAGCCUAUAGACCCCGAAAUCAAAAAGACUGUGCUACGGCAAGGCAAAAUCGCAUCUUUCGCAAAUUUCCAAUCCACAAUUGAACUCCCGGAACUAGGUAUUUCAGCUGUCGGUGUCGGGAAGACGCCAUACAUUGCUGGGGUAGCAGCUUCAACCCGUUUUCUGGAAUUGGUCAAAGAACGAGGAAAGGACGGCGCCACCGAUGACCAGUCUCUUCAAAAAGCGAAAUUCCUCGACACGUCGAUUAUGCCAUCAUUCCGGAACUUCUGGCCACGCAUGCGGGGUCAAUUAACCGUAAGAUAUGAACCGUUCAAUGAGCCCAAUGGCGAUCGUCAAUUGUACGUUGGAACAGCGACAAUCGAUGACAGAAGUAGUGAACAAAUAAUGUCGCAAGACUCGAAAACCGCCGAGAACCUCGCUUUGUUGACUCUCCUUGUGACCAUCGGAAAGGAACGCCCGCAAAUUCUGUCAUCCUUUGAGACGGCUUUACAACAAGAAGGCGGGAAAGUGAUGGUUCCAAUUUCACCAGUAAUGAUAGACAUGUCAAACGAAGUCGCGACGACAAUGGCAGAUGCUACUAUCAUUGGGCGCAGCGUCCCACGGAGUGCUGAGCAAUCUACAAUGCAUGAUAGAACAGAGAGUCCAGUGCGACCGAUCAGAAGAUACGGAAACCAUACACGCCGGAACCAAGCUUUACAGGAAGCUAUUGAGACCUAUCAAGCAUCACCAAAUACUGAGACAAUACGUCGGAAACGAGAAGAGCUCCCCAUAAAUCAGUAUAGGGCUGAGAUUUUGGACAUGGUGACAGGCAAUGCAUUUACUGUGGUGGUAGGCGCCACGGGUUCCGGGAAAACAACUCAAGUCCCUCAAAUGUUUCUGGAAGCGGCAUCCAAAGCUGGCAAAGGGGCUGCAUGCAAUGUGAUAUGUACGCAGCCGAGGCGUAUAGCUGCUACUUCAGUUGCGCGCCGUGUCGCCGAUGAGCGUGCCGAGAAAGUGGGCGAUGCCGUCGGGUUCAUCGUGCGUGGUGCAGGUCAGCCACCACGAAGCGAUGGUAGCAUUUUGUUUUGUACGGCUGGAACUCUCUUGCAGCAACUGAAAUCCAACGCCGAACAUGUCUUCGACACCACCUCACACAUCCUUUUAGACGAGGUGCACGAGCGAGACUCCAUACUUGACUACCUACUUAUUGUUCUUAAACAAACGUUGAAGGACAGGGUGGCAAGUAACAAACCUGUGCCCAAAAUCGUCCUCAUGAGCGCUACCAUGAACACUGAACUCUUCUCCAAGUAUUUCGGGGCCACGGGUGGUGAUGGCAAAAUCAUACCUUGCCCCUCCAUCAACGUUCCUGGUAGACUGUUUCCUGUCAAAAAUCGGUACUUAAGGGAGAUCGAAGAGGGUUUGAAAUCCGCUUUUGGUCGUGAUGAGCAAAUGUUGUCUAAACUGUUCAGUGAAACAGACACAGACAAAUACUUACAUAGAGAGCUACGGCCGGAAUCUCUCGAGUCGGGCUCCAAAGCUGCGUCGGACGAAUACAAUUACGAUCCGGAUGACAGUCUAGUGCCCAUUGGUCUAGUUGCUGCUACCGUAGCUCAUGUUGCGAAGACAACCAGUGAAGGUGCUAUCCUAGUCUUCUUGCCUGGGCAACAGGAAAUCCUGGCAACCCAGCUUCUCCUCACACGAAACCGAAUCCUCGAUGUCGAUUUUAAAGAUCAGUCUCGCUAUAAACUCUUUGUACUCCACUCAUCUACGUCCGCAGAAGAUCAAGCCUCGGUUUUUGAACCGGUCCCUGAAGGGUGCCGCAAAAUCAUUCUCUCUACCAACAUCGCAGAGACCUCAGUAACAAUCCCAGAUGUGCAGCACGUGGUCGACAGUGGAAAGCAUCGCGAAAUUCAGUAUAAUCCGAUCGACCGCAUCACCGCUUUAAAGACUGCUUGGAUUAGCAAAGCUAACGCCAGGCAACGUGCCGGAAGAGCUGGACGAGUGCAGAAUGGAAACUACUAUGGUUUGUAUACGGAAGAGCGUCUUGAGAGGAUGAAGGUGAGUAGCACGGCCGAGCUACUUCGCAGUGAUCUUGAAUCAAUCUGUCUCGAUGUCAAAGCCCAGGGGUUUGGUGAUUCAGUAGAGGAAUUUCUUUCCAAAGCCAUUGAACCACCCAGCCCUACAAACAUUCGAUCGGCUUUGGCGGGCUUGCGGUCACUUGAGGCUAUAACUCAGACGGAGGAGCUCACUCCAUUAGGCCGACUCCUGUCCACACUUCCAGUGCAACCAGCUCUAGGGAAAAUGAUUGUUCUUGGAAUCAUUUUCCGGUGCUUGGAUUCAUGCAUAAUCCUGGGAGCUUUAUCGGAGUCGCGUAACAUUUUCAUGAAGCCGUCAGGAUCGAGAUCCGCUUGGAAAGAGAGCCAUAAGAGAUGGCUUGGGAACUCACAAAGUGAGCACAUUGCACAGAUACGUGCUUUCAAAUACUUGCGCCAAUAUUCCGAGCAACACAGUCCCGAGGCAACGAGACGACAUGCCUAUGAAGAGUUCCUCAGCGUGGCUGCUUUCGACCAAAUACAACGGACCAUCGCGGACAUUGAGAAUAUCCUCGUGCAAAAUCAGCUUAUCCCUCCAAGCGCGAAGUAUAGGAACCGAGUGGCCUCUUACGGCCAAGUUGACCAGCUGAACGAUAGAAGCGGUAAUUUACAGUUGAUUAAGGCUCUCGCACUCGUGGGGCUUGCCCCCAAUCUCGCUGUCCCCUACAGACGUCGCUGGUUCCGUACUGCUACAUCUGACAAUGUUCUUGUUCAUCCGAAGUCGAUUCUGGUGGACAAACGUGGGGAUGUCGACUGUGUCGGCGCUGCAGUCACCUUCACUACAUUGGCAGGAGGCGACGACGGGGCUUUGAGCAUGCGCGAAGUCACCGAAGUCCCUCCUACCACAGCGCUCAUGUUCGGUGGUCGAGUUGACAAAGUAGGCUCAUGGGGUGAUCUGCUUCAGAUACGAGGGUGGCUUAAAUUUGGACUUGGGAGUAGACAAGAUGCCACUCUCGUUUUCAAGUUCCGUCAGGUCCUUGAUCAUGUCUUAUCAAAUGCUUUCCAGGAAAUGGCCACCCGUAGCCAACAAAGCAGAUCCUCGUCCAGAGAGUUUAGGAGCAUACAAGCUCCUCUUCAACCCCAAGAAGAGAGCGAAACAUCCCGACUGCGAGAGGAAUUUACGCGGGAGGUCGUCGCAGUCCUCGAUCUAGUGGAGCACAGAUCGAUGAGACGCCCCCGAGACGUUCAACCAAGCGAAACGAGUCCAACGAGCCGCGCACCCCAAAGACCUGAUGCGCCCCGUCAAAGUGGCUUACGGCAACGCUCGAGAUCCGCCGGUCCACAGUCUUUGAGGCAGAUGGGCACGAAAUUGUUCGAUGAGUGA